AUGACAGACGUGGGCACCUGCACUCUCUGCGACAACCUCGUGCCUUCAACAUGUCAGAUACAUCCGAUUACGACCGCACGGCUCUUUGUGACCUUCAAGCACCGUCACCUCGGCGAGAACAUCACAGGUUUGCUAGCUUUUGCCGCUUCAGUUGGGAGAGGGGUAGGGGACGCCAAAGCGCCAUUGCCGGUGACCCUGGAGCGAGUCCGGGUGUCGCCGUGCAUGGCUUCAAACCUGCUCAGCUCCACGGGUCUGAUGUCCUUUCCGUACUGCGGGCCCACCGCAGAACCCUGCCCAACUGGGGCCGUGGAUGCGAAGGAUCUCGCCAAGUCCAAGACUGUCCCAAGAAGCGACAAAGAGUCCGAACCAUUCAGCUGCCUGCCUUCUGUGUCUGCCGCGGCGGCAGCCAUGGCAGUUGAGGAAGUGCACCUCAGCUCCUUGUCCUGUGCCGAGCCUUUAUCGCCAGAGGCGGUGGACAGAGGCAGAGAAAGUACAACCUGUACUCAGAUUUCGGCAGCCCACUCUGCUGCUUGCAGAGUGGAUGCCAUGGAACCUGAGCACGAGGAGCUCUUCCUGGAUGAUGACGCAGAGUCACCGAAAAGUCCAAGCGCGACCCUUGCGCAGUUCUUGAACAGCGCGUGGCGGUCAGUCAAGGAGAUGCCUAGCGGCUAUGGCAGCGGUUUGACGCUGCCACCCACUACCACGAUUAGCCACGGCCUUCAGGCUGGCUUCCUCGAGGAGCCGUGUGUCCCUGCAGAAGUGGAAGUCGGAGCCGAAGAGAUGCACCCAGCAGAGGACCUUGUGGAUGAGGCCGUGCUGGUCACAGAGAACGAUGUGAUUGCACAAGCUCCGUCCUUCGGGUUGGGUCAAAGCUCGAUGCCCAGAGCACAGGAUUUGGACGGCUUCGGCUUCGGCGUUGCCAGCGCGGUGCAAGCGCAUGUCGAGGACAUCGUUGUAGAUGAUGCCCUGGCGGUGGAUGAGGAGCCUGACAUCGAGGAUCAGUUCACCGCUCUGGCCCUGGCCACCGAGCACCUCCAGUCCAUCGAGUCGGAGCUCCAGGCGCACCGCGAUCUCGUUGCCCGAGAAGCGGAGGCGAGACGUCGGCUUGAAGAUGCCUUGGCCGCAGAGAGGCGGCGCGCCGAGGUCGAGGCGCAGGGCCGCCGACGUCUGGAGCAAGAGAUCGAGGCCGAAAAGCAGCGAUUGGAAGACGAGCGACGCAGAAGACAGGAGGAGGCGGACAUGGCGAUUCGCCGGGAGGAGGAGCGCCGCUUGGAGGAGGAGCUGCUGGCUGCAAGGAGGCGAGCAGAAGAGGAAGCGCGGCUUGCAGAAGAGAGAGUUGAGGAGCAGCGGCGACAAGCUGAGAAGCGCAGACAGCUCCAGGAAAUGGAGCAGAAGGCGCGAGCAUCUGCUGCAGAGGCCAAACGAGAAAGAGAGCUCCGGGAAAAGGCGAAGGCCUUCCUGGCGGCUGAAGGAUACCGACACGUGCGCGCAGCACACAAGUGGUCUCCUGUGGCCUCCUAUCCGCUGCAUAGGGCCGUGCAGUGCAACGACCCGGAGAUGGUUAGGCUUCUCCUCUGGAUGGGAGCAGAUGCCACCAAGUGCAAUACCUUCGGGCAGACCCCGAUGGGGUUGGCCAAGUGGCUAAAUCGACGUGAAUCACACGCUGAGGUGGUGGCCGUGCUGCAAGCACAGCAAGCACAGUACUGCAAGAAUCGAAUGUCCGAGGACCCCUGCCUUCCACAGCUGGGGUUCCUGGACCAGUUUGCGCUGGAUCUGAAGAGCCAGCGAGCCAGGCAGCCACCCGGCGGCCCGAUCCCCUGCACCACCGCAGACGUGCUGUCACACCUCCAGGAGCAGAUGGAGCAUGCGGACAAGGCCACCUGCGAACGCUUUAAACAUGUACUGCAGGGAAGCCUCUUUUUGCAGUUGAGGGUAAAUCGUGGAUAUCGUGGCCACUGUCGCAGCGCCAACCCUAGGUCGCUAGGUCGUGCAGGACUCGGCUGUCCUAGAUGCACACAUGCAGUGAGCAUGUCGGGCUCCACAACUUCCAUUCUGGCCCUGGUGACGGCGACGGCGUGA
Messenger RNA from Symbiodinium necroappetens, 2079 nucleotides. The record is from the annotation of a GenBank genome assembly. NCBI's taxonomy places the organism in Eukaryota, Dinophyceae, Suessiales, Symbiodiniaceae.